Molecule: messenger RNA, 336 nt
Organism: Meyerozyma guilliermondii ATCC 6260
Lineage: Eukaryota; Fungi; Ascomycota; Pichiomycetes; Serinales; Debaryomycetaceae
Exons: 1
Coding region: 1-336 (111 amino acids)
Biological process (GO): mitochondrial respiratory chain complex III assembly
Source: RefSeq, a predicted model, not a curated record
AUGUCAUCAAGAGCUCUUCUGGCUUACAGGGCAGCUUUAAGGGCCACCAGGAUAUCGUUCCAGCAAGACAACGACGUCUUGUUGGCGGCACGAAAACAAAUUAGAGACGGAUUUGAAGCCAGCAGAAACAGCGACAACGCCGAAGAAGAAAUUGUCAAGAUGAACGAAAUAAGCAAGUUUCUCGUGCUGAAUAUCGUCCAGGGAGAAAAGCAGGGAGACGGAAAGUACUUUCUCAAGUUCCACGAUCAAACAGAAUUGGGCGACAACGAGACGAUCAAGCAAAACCACAAGGCAAAUAUGGGGUCGUUGGCGGGCGCCAAAGCCAAGUGCCGGUAG